AGCCGCACUCAAAGCUAGAGAACCGCGCAUAGGCAGCGGGAUGGCAGGGAGAGUAAAGCACCGCGUCCUCCUCUUCCUGGGGCUCUUGCUGACAGGGACCGCUACAGUCCGGGGAAGCAGAGGCGGAGCGAUGCUUGAUGAGGAGAGGGAGAAGGAAAACGACGUGGAGAGCCCUUGUGAAGUUAAAACCGUUACCGUUUCUACCCUGCCUGUACUCCGGGAGAAUGAGUUCAGUUUCACCGGCGGUAGCUCGGGGAGCGUGGCCGGAGGAGGAGGGGAGUCCCGACUCCUUUUAUUCGUUAGAACAGACCUACCUGGACGAAUUUCCGUUAUGGAUGAUCUUGACAACACCGCUCUCCCAUACUUCACACUGGAGAUGUCAGGUUUGGGGGCAGACAUCUCUCAGGUGCAUUGGAAGCAGCAGUGGCUGGAGAACGGGACGCUGUAUUUCCACGUGUCCAUGAGCACCUCUGAGCAGAUGAUCCAGACCACCGUGCCCACGACCCGGGAGCCAGCUCACGUCCUGCACGAGCACAUGCAUCUGCUGCACAUCUCUGUUAUGGGAGGCCUGAUCGCUCUCCUCCUGCUCAUCCUCCUCUUCACCCUGGUGCUGUACACCCGUCACCGCUGGUGCAAGCGUCGGCGCGUCCCCCAGAAGAGUGCCAGCACUGAGGCCACCCAUGAGAUCCACUACAUCCCCUCUGUGCUGCUUGGGCCCCAGGGUAGGGACAGCUUCCGGGGGUCCCGCCAGCUACAGCACAGCUCUGUCAUUGGCAUGCCCAUCCGGGAGACCCCAAUCCUGGAUGACUACGACUGUGAUGAGGACGAUCAGAUGGGUCACACACACACCUCCACACCCAACCAGGUCCACAACCAGCUGAGCGAUGGGAAAGUCCAGGGCCUGGAGGAGUAUGGUCCCAGCCAAGGGACACAUACCCACAACCAGCACACUGACAGCCUGAGGAAGGGGAAAGACACCCUCCAACACAGUCUGGAUAAAAGAGCCCUUGACCCCAAGCAGGAGACGGUCGAGGCAUUGAUGCAGCGGUUUAAGGAGAGUUUCCGUCCUAACACGACCAUGGAGAUCACCCACUUUCAACACGUCACACACAGCUCCUCCACAGGACGCAAGAGAGGCCCAAGCCACACCAGAGUGGCUGGUAGUGUGUUUGGGCGCCAAGGAGACUUGGGGUCAGAAGGUGAUGAUGAGACCCAGCUGAAGUUCUACACAGAGCAGCACAGGGGCCGCCGGCGCAGCAGAGCUUGUCCACACAGCCCGAUGAACAAGGCCACUCUGACGUUGAUCACCAUCAGUAUGUGUGUCCUGGCUGUGGUUUACGGCACACAGCUCUCCUGCUCUCUCACCGUCAAGGUUACCCUCCACGUGCCCGAACACUUUGUCGCCGAUGGAAGUAGUUUUGUGGUGAGCAUGGGCAGUUUCCUGGAUGUGUCUAACUGGCUGAACCCUGCCAAGCUGAUCCUUUAUUACCAGACCAACUCCUCCACCCAGUGGGUCAGAAAUUACUGUGGCCAGAGGACCACCGAGCCCUGUGAACAGCUGUGUGACCAGGAGACGGGUGAAUGCAGCUGUCAUGAGGGCUAUUCCACUGACCCGGUGCAUAAACACCUCUGUGUUCGCAGUGACUGGGGACGCAACGAAGGUCCCUGGCCCUACACUAACCUGGAGAAGGGUUAUGACCUCGUCACAGGGGAGCAAGCGCCAGAAAAGAUAUUCAGGUCAUCCUACAGCCUAGGCCAGGGUCUGUGGCUGCCAGUCAGUAAGAGCUUUGUGGUGCCACCGGUGGAGCUGUCAAUCAACCCCAUCGCCAGUUGCAAGACUGAUGUGCUAGUGACAGAGGACCCUGGGGAUGUCAGGGAGGAGGCCAUCAUGUCCACCUACUUUGACACAGUAGAUGAUCUCCUGGCGUCUUUCGGCCCGGUCCGAGACUGUUCCAAGGACAACGGGGGCUGCCGGAAAAACUUCAAGUGUGUGUCGGACCGCAGAGUCGACUCAACAGGCUGUAUGUGUCCCGACGGGCUGCGGCCGAUGAAGGAUGGCUCGGGUUGCUAUGACUACUCAAAGGGCACGGACUGCACGGAUGGCUUCAACGGGGGCUGUGAGCAGCUGUGUCUCCAACAGCUGGUGCCAUUACCGGACAACCCCAGCUCCAGCAACGUCCUCAUGUUAUGUGGGUGUGUGCAGGAGUACAAGCUGGGGGCAGACGGUCGCUCCUGUCUCCUCCAGACAGAGAACUGUGAGGGGCCAAAGUGCCAGAGGCAGGACAUUCGCUUCAAUGACACCCUGUUUGGGGAGAUGCUGCACGGCUACAACAACAAGAGCCAGCAAGUCAACCUGGGACAGGUCUUCCAGAUGACCUUCCGGGACAACAACUUCAUCAAGGACUUCCCCCAGCUAGCAGAUGGACUGAUGGUUAUACCGUUACCUGUGGAGGAGCAGUGUAGAGGAGUGCUGUCUGAGCCACUGUCCAAUGUACAGCUCCUCACAGGUGAUGCCAAGUUCAAUGAGGCUAUGGGCUACCCCAUGGUUCAGCAGUGGAGAGUGAGGAGCAACCUGUACAAAGUCAAGCUCAGUGCCAUCACCUUGUCUACAGGCUUCUCCAAGGUUCUGAAGACACUGACUGCAGAGAGCACCAGAGAGGAGCUGCUGUCCCUCAUCCAGCAAUACGGCAACCAUUACGUGUCUGAGGCCCUUUACGGCUCCGAGCUCAGCUGCACCAUCUACUUCCCCAGCAAGAAGGCCCAGCAGCAGCUCUGGCUGCAGUACCAGAAAGAGGUGACAGACCAGGGCAGCAGGCGAGAGCUCAAGUCCAUGCCCUUCAUCAGCUACCUGUCUGGGCUGCUGAAGACCCAGCUACUGACGGAGGACCUGGUGAGCGGUGUGGAGAUCCGCUGUGGGGAGAAGGGCAGCUGCCCCUCGGCCUGCCACUUGUGCCAUCAGGCAGGCCGCGAGCAGCCCUUGCCCACCCCCGUCCUGCUGGAGGUCAGCCGCAUCGUGCCCCUUUACAGUCUGGUGCAGGACAACGUCACCAAGGAGGCGUUCAAGAGUGCCACCAUGAGCUCAUACUGGUGCGCAGGCAAGGGCGAUGUCAUCGACAACUGGUGUCGCUGUGACCUGAGUGCCUUCAGCAAAGACGGCCUUCCCAACUGCAGUCCCCUGAGGAAGCCUGUGCUCAGACUGGCCCCUCACCUGGAACCCUCCAGCACCAUGGUGGCCCUGGAGUGGCUGGAUGUGGAGCCCCUGAUUGGCUACAAGAUCUCUGAUUACAUCAUCCAGCACAAGCGGGUGGAGGACCCUUCGGAGGCAGAGAUCUACACAGGUGAGGUGUUAAGUCUGGUGGAUGACCUGUUCUCAGGUCUGGGUUCGUCCUGUGUGGUGGCGGGUCGGAGGAAUGGAGACCAUACUCACUCUGUGCUCUACUCGCUGGUCUUCAAGUGCCUGGAGCCCGACAGCCUCUACAAGUUCACUCUAUAUGCUGUGGACAGUCGAGGGAGUCGUUCAGAGUCUAGCUUUGUCUCAGUGCGGACCUCUUGUCCCAUGGUAGACGACAGCAGAGCAGAAGAGAUAGCAGACAAGGUGUAUAACCUGUACAACGGCUACACCAGCGGCAAGGAGCAGCAGACGGCCUACAACACUCUGAUGGAAAUUCCCCCUCCGCUGCUUUACAGGGUGCAGCACCACUACAACUCCCACUACGAGAAGUUUGGAGAUUUCGUCUGGCGGAGCGAAGAUGAGUUGGGACCCAGGAAAGCACACCUGAUCCUGCGCAGAGUGGAGAGGAUCAGCCGGUACUGCCGUGCCCUGCUCCACAGCGCCUACAUCCAGAGCCGGACCGACACCAUGGCCUACGUGUUCUGUCGCAGUGAGGAGGUUCGGCCCACCAGCAACGUGUGGCAUGGCUCCCUGCACGAGACCCGCACCACCUGCAUGGAGAAACUGAUCUCAGUACAACGCAGCACAUACGGCAACGCCAAACUCCGAUGAGACAGGCCGCCCGACGGCACCAUGACAGCCUCCUCCUCCUCGCUUCUGGUCUCUCCGCUGACUGGUAUUUUUUUAAACCAGGAGAGCCCUGAAACCUCAUCCCCACUGGACGUUGUUAGAACUACUGUCAAACACCCUCAACUCCUUUUUUGAAAAAAGUGCUAAAAACUGCUUGAAGAGGAAAGACGUUUUGGAUGUACAUGCCAGUGACUACUGACUACUACUAUCAAUGAGGAAGAGCAAUGUGAGCAUGUAAAUUAUCAUUCAACCCAGAGCAAAUUGGUGGGCUAAAAAAUACUGAAUGUAAUAUUGCAGUUUCUCAUGGUGCUUCGACUGGAAGCGUACCAAGGAAACAAACAAACAAAAAAACAACUCCCUGUAUGGCUCUCCUCUUGGCUGGAGAGAUGGGAAAGAGCGUUUAGAUUUGUAUUAUCAUUUUUAUUUUAUUUUAUUCAUUUGUAAUACUUAAGCAUAUCACCACUACAAUGAUGUAGUCUUUUUAAUGCAGACAACAUAGUGUUUAUAAUAAAGACUACAGAGAAAUCCUUAGUGACGGAUUGUGAUGUCAUCAGCUGUACCGUACGGCGUGUGAGUAACGCUUUGCAGUUAGAAAAGUCCUCAACCAAUGGUGUUUCAUUUUUUGUUUGUUUAUUGUUGUUUAUCUCCUCAGAUGUUGACAAAUGUGGAUAGCUCCUAAACCGCAGGGAAAAUCCAUAUUUAAAAAUAUUCCGUUAAUAUAGUCAACUGGUGAAUAUAGGUAAAGAAAAAAGAAUAGCAAACAUUUUCAUAGGAAAAUAUUCCAAAUAAUUUCAAGAGUUUACGCUAAAUGUAUGGAUUGCAGAGUGAUGGCAGGUGAAUGCUAAUGAAUAGUGAAAUGGUAUAAAGGAAUCAUGUAUAAUCGUAUGGAUGUUUUAGGAUCCCUUCCCUCAAGGAAACUUUUACUUGACUUUCCAUCUCUCAAGAGCCAAGGACAUAAAAAUUCAACUCAAAGUUUUUUUAAUUGAUUUUCAUUUCACGUUAUAUCAAUUGUGAUAGUAAAUUAUUAUAUUGUAAAUAUGAAAUUGUAAAUAACAUAUGUAUUAUUAUGUGGCUUUAAUUGUCUUUUUUCGAGAGAAUGAAAAAUAUUAAAUACUAUACCUCAAGCAUCCGCAUUCUUUUGGACAAGAAGGAGGAAGUAGAUCUGUUUAACCAAUUGAUUCACAUCUGCGGUAUAGGCUACACUACAGUCCAUGGGUUGGAGAGAAAUUGAAAGAUUAUGAUGAACUCAAAACACAUACAUUCUCAUAUUGCAUUAUUGAAAAACAACAGCUACAAAUUAAUGGGAACUUGUAUGUAAUGUCCCUCAGCAUUACCUGUGAAUACUUUCCUACAUCAUCUAGCCCUUCACUCUGCUUACGGUAGGUAAGUAACAACAUGCACUGGUGUUUUUUUUUACCAUCAAUAGUGGACCUCGUACAAAAUAUUGACAUUAAUUUCCACGGGGGAAAUAAGUCCCUGUGGCAAUGAGCAGGUAUAAGGUAUGACUCAUGCCAGUUAAUAACAUUACUGAAGGUAUCCCUCUCUCUCUCGUUCUCGGGAAACAUUCUCUUUUUCCAUCUCCUCCACACAAACUAUUCCUUCACUCAGGUCCAGUCUCUUUCCACUCAUGCAACAUUAACUGUGCUUUAAAACUCAGUAGCUUAAUGUUCAUUCUCACAAAUUAGGCCAUUCACAUCUCUGGGGUGCCAGGAACAGCGCUCAGGUUUCCAUGUCAAGGAAUCAAUGAGGGCCUUACAUUUGGAUUCGUUCUUCAUUACUACUGUUUUGAUAGUAGCUUUGACAUUUUCAUGUCCAUAAAAUCAAAGUGAGGAUAGCCAGGUAAACAUCAAGGGGUCGGACAAUACAAGGUUUCUAGUAUUAACUACAGGAAAUUGGCUAUGUAAAGUAAUGUAUACUAUUGGACAAAGUGCUCUAUUCAAUCCGCAUUGCGGAAGUUCAGCUUUACAGUGUGAUUGAAAUUUAAAGGCAAUGUUCCUGCUUUAGUGGAGACUGCAUUUAUGGUAAACGCUACAUAUGUCGGCUCAAUCAGAAAUUACCUUUACAUUUCUAUCCUGGAAUCUGUAACGCUUCAGCUUUACAGAUUGAUUAGAGUCCAAAGUUAUCAUGAGCCAUGUUAGGGAAAACGUCAGGUUAUAUGUAGAAAUUGGGCAUUCUACUCCAUUGUAUUGAAAACUCUCGUAAAGGACAAAGAUUGGACAACACUGCCUUGGCUUACGUUCACUUAACCAGUGUUUUAUUUCUACACAAUAUAUAACAGGGAAAUUAAAAUGAUACUCAUCUUGAAUGAGGAUCCAUCCUUAUGAAAAUAUAGUACACAUCAUCAGACACCUGCUUGCCAUGUAUACGAGGAAACAUCUGCUGAAACACAAGACUGAUGUGUUAUAUGUGCCUGGAAAAGUACAUACUGUGAAUAGACCUAACAGAGUGGAUGCUGCAAGCAAGGGAAGGCGAGAGAGAGAGUGAGAGGUGCUGAUGGGUACCUUUAGAGUGUUUUUAGUUCUAACUCUAAGGCAAGCGGGGAAAGAGUAAGCAAACAUCUGUGGUGUAGACGAAGGAGUAAGGAUAUGUAAGUAGUUUUUUUGGUUAGUGCCAUUCAGUCUGAGGGUGAGUUCAAGGGGAAUGGUGUUCACUGUUAGAAUCAUUCAAGUCUGAUAAUAAGAAUGUGUUGUAACAUGAUAAAUAUUAUCUUCAAAUUAAUGCUUUGAUCUUGUUUUGUUUUGUUUGUUUUCUCUCUCUAAAAAGAAGGAACAUUUUGGUCAUUUAUUUUCAACUGACUGCUCCGAGACCCACAAACUGACCACAUGAUGCUUUAUUCAUCUUGACAACAAAUAAAUUAAGUUUGACUUCAUAUCGGACUGUUUUUUAGACAAUUGACAACAGUGUUUGUGUAGAGCCUUUAUGAAUGAAUAACUGCUGAUGACAAGUGUUGUGAAGCAUUAUGGGUAUUGUAUUUUUUUCCCGGAGUGGCUGCGGAUCCGACUUUUCUGGACCUUUCUUUCCGAACGCUAAAGGUCCUGAAGCUUCUGCUCAUGUACGGGAUUCUCUAAUUUACGCAGUCUCUGCUCUACUCGUAGAGAACAGACUACUCUGGAGAAUGUUGCUUGUUUAAUAAAGUUAGAUCAAAGCUGAAUCAAUGUCUGCGAAAUCGCAUAAUGAGAGUAUUCUACAUAACAGAACCGAAUAUAAUAGGAUAGUAGGCCUAUAACGUUACUGUAAGACAAAAACACUACAUAUCUUAUGAGAUUUUAGGAUGAUUGUGCGAAUGGUAGCAUUUUUCUCUCAUGGGGCCAAAACUCUACAGCGCACGCCACUAGGCAAAAUACACAGGUAGGCUAUGCUACCGUUUGUUAACACCAUCUGCUCUAAAAUUCGCUCACUGUACAUCAUUCAAAACAACACUGCAGGCUACUUCCAAGACUGUAUAACUCAAGAUCUAAAUGCAUAUCCCCAUGAACCUGAUUGAGAUCAAAUGUUUGGUAUGCAUGGAUGUAUGGAUGUUUCACCAGUAAAACGUAUCAUUAAAGAUUGACAGUGAGAAAUUUGAAAGGCGGGAGACCACAAAAAUGUGUGCCUAAAGUAGAGGUAAAGAAACAAGUGUUUUUUUUUGUCUUACGGUGUAAUGUUAUACUAUGCUAUUAUAUUCGGUUCUGUUGAAUACUAUCAUUAUGUGAUCCUGCAGAAAUUGUUUCAGCUUUGUUUAACUUUAUUAAAUGAGAGUAGCAUGUUCUCUACGAGUAAAGCGGAAACUGUGUGUAAAGUAGAAAAUCCUGCACAUACGCAGAAGCGUCGGGACCUUUAGCACUCAGGAAGAAAGGUCCAGAAAAGUUGGAUCCACAGCCACUGCCUGUUUAUUUUCUUUCAGGUGGUACUUUGAUGGUACACAUUGCACAAUGUAUCUUCCUUAUAUUGUCUCUGAUAUAAAUCCAAGAGCUACCCCAAACAGAUAAUACAUGGUUUUGCAAAUACAAUCAUCAUAGAAUAUAAUUAUUUACAUCUUAAAAUAUUUUUGCUGAACAAUCGGGUACGAAACAUUGCAAUAAUACCACUAGAUAUCCACAUAAUAUGUAUAUACUCAAUUUGAUACUUUCUCACAUAAAAAGGACCAUUCAUUUUUUUUUUCUGAACACGGGAAUGAGAAACAAACACAAGUGGACCAUUCUUUAACCAGGAGCCUGUGAGAGGUACUUGAUGAGUGAAGUUUAGAAAACUAAAAUAAGAACAUCAUGGCACAUCAGUGUUUUCUCCACAACUGUCUGUCCACAAACUCAAGGGCUACAGCCAGCCACUUCUAGGCUACCACUGUCGCCAUUGCUUCCCAUGGGUAAUGGUGGGAUGCCACAGGGGCUGAAAGGAUACCACUUUUAGCAGAACUAGCUAAAACCACAGAAACCCAACUGUUUUUUGCCGAAACCCAGGCUACUCAUGGCUGGUAUGUAGCUAGUUUGGAUUUGAGAGAAUCACCUCCCAUCCACAAUAAGAUGGACUAUCAGAAGUUGUCUAUGGAAAGACAUGGAAGCGGACUCUCUGCCAUGCAUUUCAAAUCCUCCUCUGGUCUGAGAGUGAAGGGAAGGGCAUGUCCCUCAGCCUGCUGCAUUAGGGCUCAUAUCUUAGGUAGUCUUCAUAUCCUCCUUCCUCCCUGGUCUUCCAUGCGGCCCACCUUACCACCGCCGCGUUCCCUAUACGACCUGACCGCUAUGCCGGCCGACCGGACGCUUCUUCUUCCAGACAGUGACGGAUGGCCCGGCGUGUCAGGAGGGGAGUCCCUCAGAGAACAGCCGCCACCUCCAGGAGAAAGUCUGACUCAUCGGCCUCGGCCUGCUGCCAGUCAGCGCUGGCCCAGGGGCAGCUCUGUGUGUCCACAGUUUUCACACCUGGACAAAUACCCCGCCAGGAAAAGCAGCCCACCUUCACCCAUCCGACUCCUUCCCCUGCUCUACCCCCUCUACCAUCACACCACCUGGGGCACUACCAGCUGCCUGAUCACUCCUCCCCACUCCUCCUCAUCCUCUGCAGCUCCCAACCCCCUGCCUGCCUACCACUGGUUGUUCUGAAUGGCUGUGUAUAUUCUGUCCUCCUCACGGUAGCCCUCAGAGUUAAUUGAGUAUGGAUCUAACCACUUCAACAUGAUAUAGGUUCUCUCUUCAGAGCAAAUUCGGAUUACAUUUGAAAAGUUAAUGAAUGAACAAAAUAAAAAUGACAGUACAUUCUGGAUUUGUGAUAUAGAAA
Coregonus clupeaformis (lake whitefish) is the source of this 9268-nucleotide messenger RNA. Its product is annotated as astrotactin-2. Gene Ontology annotation, molecular function: protein binding. Gene Ontology annotation, biological process: neuron migration; neuron cell-cell adhesion. The coding region runs from base 41 to 4003 and encodes 1320 amino acids. The transcript has 23 exons. NCBI's taxonomy places the organism in Eukaryota, Metazoa, Chordata, Actinopteri, Salmoniformes, Salmonidae. The record is from RefSeq and is a predicted model, not a curated record.